AUGCAAUACCCACAACUCUGUCGCCUCCACCACGAGGAUGCACUAUGCCUUUUUGGCAAGCCCAGCAAGCGACAAAGGUAUAGACCCCUCUCGACAGAGGGGGGGACAGAGGAACCACCCAAAGACACUCUCGGCGGCUUCGUAGGCGGCAGCGACACCAUCUCCAACCGGGACCUGGACGUGACGGAUGAGGGCGAGUGCGGUCAUGGGGCGCACAGGCAAGGUACCGGUGAUGACGCGGCGAUGGCUGCAUGGGAGGCACACCGCCGGCAACUGCAGGAGUCUCAUGAUAGGCGGCGGAGGGCCCUAGGAAAUCCUUCGGUACGCCCAGCCCUCACAGCUCCGCGCGGGCCUCGCCUGGCCCAAAGGCAGGAACAGAGACGGAGAGCCCGGGCGGAAGGGCAGCAGUGGAGUCCAGCGGGGACACAGCCAUCGAGGCAGGAGGGGGGGCAGCAGAACUGGCUGUUGGGGGAGGCCCGGAAGCCACAGGCAAGGGAGCAGCAGAUGCGGCCGGCGGGAGGGGAGCAGGAGCUGCCGGCGAGAGGGGAGCAGGAGCUGCCAGCGAGAGGGGAGCUGGAGCUGCCGGCGAGAGGGCAGCAAGAGCCGCAGGCAAGAGGGCGGCAGGCGCGGUCGGCAGGCGAGCAGCAGGUACUGCCGAAGGGAGAGCAGCAGGAGCGGCUGGCGGGAGGGCAGCUGGAGCUGCCGGCGGGGGGGGAGCAGGAGCUGCAGGCAGGAGGGAAGCGGGAGGUGCCAGCGGGAGGGCAGCAGGAGGUGCCAACGGGAGGGCAGCAGGAGGUGCCAGCGGGAGGGCAGCAGGAGGCACCAAUGAGAGGGCAGCAGGAGGUGCCGGCGAGAGGGCAGCAGGAGGUGCCGGCGAGAGGGCAGUUGGAGGUGCCGGCGAGAGGGCAGUUGGAGGUGCCGGCGAGAGGGCAGCAGGAGCUGCCGGCUGGGGGGCAGCAAGUGGUAGAAGUGGAGAUGGCCGAGCUACAGCUAGAGGUGCAGCAGGACCAAUCGGGGAACCGUGCCCGGCCACACGCAGGAGGGCAGCAGGAGCCGCCCGGGGUAGAGCAGCGUGAGCUGCCAAGGGAAGAGCAGCAGGAGUUGCUGGCAAGGGAGCAGCAAGCGGUAGAAGUGGAGAUGGCCGAGCUACAGCCAGAGGCACAGCAGGACCAAUCGGGAAACCAGGCCUGGCCACUGGCAGGAGGGCAGCAGGGGCCGUCCGGGGGAGAGCAGCUGGAGCUGCCAAGGGAAGAGCGGCAGAAGCCGCCGGGGGUGGGGCAGCUGCCGGCAAGGGAGCAGCAAGCGGUGGAUGUGGAGAUGGCCGAGCUAAUGCCAGAGGUGCAGCAGGACCAAUCAGGGAGCCAAGUCCGGCUGCAGGCAGGAGAGCAGCAGGAGCUGCCAGGGGAGGAGCGGCAGGAGCUGCCAACAGGAGGGCAGCUCGAGCUGUCGGGGGGAGGGCAGCAGGAGCUGUCGGAGGGGGAGCGGCGGGAGCUGCCGGCGCGGGGGCAGCUGGAGGUCGCUAGUGCGGACUCUACAAGCCAAGCGAAGAGAACCCGGGCACGGGGCCGAGGCGGGAGACGACACGCCCGUAAGACGCAAGGGCGAACUGGAAGCGGAGCUGCCGCACAGCAGGCGGAGGGGCAGCCGGGGGCGACUGAGACACCCCCGGGAGCUCCGCGGGUGGGGGGGCAGCCCUGGGUGCCCGGGGCGCCCCAAGGAGAGCAGCAGCCAGGGGAGCUGCCGGGGGUGACCGGAGCACCCCAGGGAGAGCAACAGGCAGGGGGGCAGCCGAGGGUGCCCGGAGCACCAAAGGGAGUGCAGCAGGCAGGGGGGCAGCCGGGGGUGCCCGGGGCACCCCAGGGAGUGCAGCAGGCAGGAGGGCAGCCGAGGGUGCCCGGGGCACCCCAGGGAGUGCAGCAGGCAGGGGGGCAACCGGGGGUGCCCGGGGCACCCCAGGGGGUGCAGCAGGCAGAAGGGCAGCCGAAGGUGUCCGGGGCACCCCAGGGAGUGCAGCAGGCAGGAGGGCAGCCGGGGGUGCCCGGGGCACCCCAGGGAGUGCAGCAGGCAGGGGGGCAGCCGGGGGUGCCCGGGGCACCCCAGGGAGUGCAGCAGACAGGGGGGCAGCCGGGGGUGCCCGGGGCACCCCAGAGAGUGCAGCAGGCAGGAGGGCAGCCGAGGGUGCCCGGGGCACCCCAGGGAGUGCAGCAGGCAGGGGGGCAACCGGGGGUGCCCGGGGCACCCCAGGGGGUGCAGCAGGCAGGAGGGCAGCCGAGGGUGCUCGGGGCACCCAAGGGAGUGCAGCAGGCAGGGGGUCAGCCGGGGGUGCCCGGGGCACCCCAGGGGGUGCAGCAGGCAGGGGGGCAGCCGGGGGUGCCCGGGGCACCCCAGGGAGUGCAGCAGGCAGGGGGGCAACCGGGGGUGCCCGGGGCACCCCGGGGGGUGCAGCAGGCAGGAGGGCAGCCGAGGGUGCCCGGGGCACCCCAGGGAGUGCAGCAGGCAGGGGGUCAGUCGGGGAUGCCCGGAGCACCCCAGGGAGUGCAGCAGGCAGGGGGGCAACCAGGGGUGCCCGGGGCACCCCAGGGAGUGCAGCAGGCAGGGGGUCAGCCGGGGGUGCCCGGAGCACCCCAGGGAGUGCAGCAGGCAGGAGGGCAGCAGGGGGUGCCCGGGGCACCCCAGGGAGUGCAGGAGGCAGGGGCGCAACCGGGGGUGCCCGGGGAACCCCAGGGAGUUCAGCAGGCAGGGGGUCAGCCGGGGGUGCCCGGGGCGCCCCAGGGAGUGCAGCAGGCAGGUGGGGAGCCGGGGGUGCCCAGGGUACCCCAGGGAGUGCAGCAGGCAGGAGGGCAGCAGGGGGUGCCCGGAGCACCCCAGGGAGUGCAGCAGGCAGGAGGGCAGCCGAGGGUGCCCGGGGCGCCCCGGGGAGUGCGGCAGGCAGGUGGGCAACCGGGGGUGCCCGGGGCACCUCAGGGAGUGCAGCAGGCAGGAGGGCAGCCGGGGGGGCCCGGGGCACCCCAGGGAGUGCAGCAGGCAGGGGGGCAACCGGGGGUGCCCGGGGCACCCCAGGGAGUGCAGCAGGCAGGGGGUCAGCCGGGGGUGCCCGGAGCACCCCAGGGAGUGCAGCAGGCAGGAGGGCAGCCGAGGGUGCCCGGGGCACCCCAGGGAGUGCAGCAGGGAGAGCAGCAGCUAGGGGGGCAGCCGGGGGUGACCCGAGCACCCCACGGCGAGCAGCAGGUAGGGGAGCAGCCGGGGGUGACCGGAGCACCCCAGGGAGUGCAGCAGGCAGGAGGGCAGUCGAUGGUGCCUGGGGAACCCCAGGGAGUGCAGCAAGGAGGAGGGCAGGGAGUGCAGCAGGCAGGAGGGCAGCUGAGGGUGCUCGAAGCACCCCAGGGGAAGCAGCAGGUAGGGGGGCAGCCGGGGGUGACUGGGGCACCCCAGGGAGUGCAGCAGGCAGGAGGGCAGCCGAGGGUGCCCUGGGCACCCCAAGGAGCACAGCAAUCAGGGGGGCGAUCGAUGGACGACCAGGAGCAACAGCUGGAGGAGUGGUGUCGAAUUUUGGAGCUGGAUACCCCCAUGGCGACUGUGGAGGAGUCAGAGGCGGACGAAGCACCUCCCAUGCCGCCUUCCCCAUGCCCCCGCUUUCCGUGCGACAUGUGUUUCCACACUUUCGCUACGCGGGGGGCCGCCGCGAACCACAUGAGGGUAUGCCGAGCGGCGGAGGCGGAGAGGCGUGCACAGGCUCUCGGCUCGAUUCCGUCUCUGGUGGAGACCGACACGCAGGAGCGAUCGACGCCGCGGGAAUUUGGGGAGGAGGCAUGGGCUGGGGUUACGUCAUGGGAAUGGGAAACAUUUUUCAGCGUGGAGGCGGUUGGAGGGAGGACAGUGCGCCGGAUCCCACAGCGGGCCAGGUCGGGGGUUUUAAACGCGCUCUGUUGCAUCCUUAAGUGCUUGAAGAGCCAGCCGGGAGAUGAAGCCGCUACCCUCCUACUCUUGGCGUUUCCGUGCCUCAUCCUAGCCAUGCCUCCCAAGCCAGGCAUAGGUCAGAAGGCGCUUAUCACAGAGCGGUUGGGUGCGUUCUGGGAGGGGAGGUGGCGGGAGCUGUUCGAUUCUGCCAUGGUGGCGGCGCGGCCAGCAGUUCGCCCACUUUCCUACACUUGCUCUGACCAGGACCCGGAUACCAUCCGCCUGUCACGGUGCCGAUCUCGGUGCAAAGUGGGGGAGUGGAGCCGUGGAUUGGCCUGCCUUACAGCAGGGGAGUUGGCUCGACCGUCGGAGGUCAUGGUGCAGUCGCUGCGAGAGAAGCACCCGGCUAGCGCUGGCGAGGUACCACAGUGGGUCCGCGAUUUCACCAUCGAUACUGCUCAGCGGCCUUCACUCACGACCGACAUCCUGGCCAGAGCUAUCCAUACAGCCGCUCGAGCUUCAGCAGCAGGGCCAUCGGGGUGGGUCACAGAGCAUCUGCGCGACACCUUCCUCACUGAACCUUCCUGCGUUUCCCACUUAUUGGAAGUGUUCAACCAAUGGGUGGCAGGACAGGUCCCCGAGCGGGCUCAGCCGUGGCUCGCCGCAUCCAACCUAGUCGGGCUUUCCAAGCCUAACGGCGACGUCCGGCCGGUGGCGAUCGGGGAGGUGCUUCCUCGUAUCCUUGCUCGAGCUCUCUGCAUCUCGCUCCGCCCUGCAAUGGUUUCCUACUUCCUGCCGUGCAACCAGCUGGGAGCGGGCACCAAGCAACAUGUGAUGGAGCCGGAUACUAGGGAGUUCAAGGACCUGCUUUUCCUCAGCUAUGCAGACGAUACCUAUAUUUUGGGGCCAGCAGCUAGGAUUUUGGAGGCUUUUGGGGUGCUUCGGGAGCGGUUGGAGUGGGUGGGGCUGGAGGUGCAGGCGCACAAGUGCCGGUUUUGGGAGCGCGAGGGCAAGGAGGUGGAGCGGGCACUGCCAUUGGGGAUGCAGCGGGUGGAUGAGGGUCUUACUGUGGUGGGCGUGCCUAUUGGAGAGGAGGUUUGGGAGGUGGUCCGGCUACGGGAGCGGCUUCGACAGUUGCAGGCGCCACUGCCAUGGCUCCCCUUGCUCGACCACCCCCAGAUGGCUUCACACCUCCUCGCCAUUGCACUUUCAGCGCGGCCGAUGUACCUCGCCCGGACUAUGCCGCCGCGUCCGGAGGUAGUUGAGGCUUUUAGGGAUUGGGACAGCUGUUUAGAGGAUUGCUUUGAGCAGCUUUUUCCACCUGGCACUUGGGAGCAGGACCCCGACCGGUCUAGGCGCGCACGCAUACAGCUGCAUCUCCCUGUGCGUCUCGGAGGGUUCGGGAUCCGGGCGGCGGCCUCUUUGAGCCCACUGUCCUAUGUUUGUGGGUGGGCGCAGGCCGCGCGUGACAUUGCACAGUUAGGGGUGGCGGGUGAGGAGGCGAUGUUUGCAGAGUACCUCACCACUUCGACAGGGGCAGAGUUUCUUGACCCGUGGUUUGUCAAGGGUUUUGAGCAGCUGCCAGCGACUAUCCGCCACGAGAUACUGUCAGACUAA
Molecule: messenger RNA, 5514 nt
Organism: Closterium sp. NIES-65
Lineage: Eukaryota; Viridiplantae; Streptophyta; Zygnematophyceae; Desmidiales; Closteriaceae
Source: the annotation of a GenBank genome assembly